AUGCAAAUUACAGAUCUUGAUUCAAAGCCGCACCAGUGUCACCUGUGCCAGAAAGCAUUUACUCGGAUUGAUCUUCUGAAAAGACAUAUCGCCGCACAUGAAGCUAAAGGGGACCACCUCAACCCAUCCCUCUCAGAAGGCAGCUCAGGUUCUUUGAGCCGAGUAUCACAAGCGUGCCAGUCCUGCGCUACAAACCACCUCCGAUGUACCGAGACGAAGCCGUGUCGUCGUUGUGUAUCCAAAGGCAUCGAGUGUGUUAGUAGUCGUCCCCUUGAUGCCGAGAACGCGUUCACACCCCCGGAGACUGUACCCCAACAGAGCAUGACAUCCCCAAAUGUAUCGUUACAGGAUACGAGUGACAAUGCCUUAAAUACCACGCCCUAUCAGGAGAAUAGCCUCCAAGAAGAUCUACUCUCGGACCUUGAUGUUACCCAAGCAAUCGCGAAUGACUUCAUCGAAGUCCGAUCAUUUCCUAAGCACCCAGACAUGUUGUUUGCGUCUGGAACCAGCACUCCGUUCGGACCUUUCAGCUUCGACCCAGAUAUGAGUAUGGAAUUGGAUGACAUCGACCUUAGAUUUCUGGAUUCUUAUAAUGUUAAUAUCCCCUUCGGUGCCGACGAGUAUACGCCAACCCCUUCCAACAUCUUGUCAAUGGGUGAGGGCGUGGGCUCCACCCCAAAGAGUAUAUGCACAGACGCCUAUCGGACUUCGCACUGGAGCUUUCGGCCUGGGGCCAACGAUCAUGGGGGAGCAGAGGAGGAGAACUUGACUCUCACUGACGACGGCCACAAUCCGCCUGAAAAGCGAGUCCCUGUUGAGACAAGAAUUACCUCGGCAAGCCUGGCUACAGCCGGACGGGAUAAACUGAUAACGACGAUUAUGAGGAGCUGCAGGACAGACAGCCUUUUCAAAGCAGCAGCAUCCUUCCCAUCCAUAAAUCUCCUCGACUCACUCUUGCAGUUUUAUCUCUCUUCGCCUUCGUCUGAAGCAAGAUACUUUCUCCAUGCGCCCACCUUUGACCCAAAUAAGAAGCGAUCCGAAUUGAUCAUGGCCAUGGUAGCCCAUGGUGCUGUAUUAACACUGGACCCAACAUUUCUAAAAUUGGGGUUUGCUAUGCAAGAGGCAGCGAGGGUCGCUAUACCCACACUGUGGGAGGGCAAAAAUGCAUUGAUUCGUGACCUGCAACUGACUCAGGCGUUCUAUAUUACUUUGGAAAUUGGCCUGUGGAGUGGGCACAGUCGUAAAGUCGAAAUAGCAGAGAGCUUUCUUCAACCAUUUCGGAAUACAAGGGGACAAGAGCUUGAGGAGACCUGGAACAAAUGGGUCGAGCAGGAAUCAUUCAAGCGCAUUUGUUUCCGGGUUCUGCGGCACGACAGUAAUUCCUCAGCGAGCCUCCUCACCAACCCUCUGAUUUCCUACGCCGAAUUGAAGUUGCCUCUCCCCGCAUCGGACAAGCUGUGGUCUGCUCCAACAGCCGAGCGGUGGAAGGAGGUCUUUCUGGCUGAAAUACUUGAAUCACCGCCGGCUAUCGGCGCCUACCUUGAGGAUCCGAGGCUCUUCGCCACCAUUGGCAACAGGAACGAUCUAUUGAGCAGAAGCCACGCCUUUCUAUCCUGUAUAUGGAGCAUGGCGUGGGAGUACAUCCAGUUGAACUCCAUGCAACGCACUGCCCCUGGUCGGUGGAGCGGCAUCGUUCUCAAGUCCCGUCAGGACGAACUGCUGAAGCUUCUUGAGCACUUCCGGCUGAGCACAGAGCCCGGUGUGGCAUUCGCCCCAGAUGUGACGAUGCGCACUGAGCAGAUCCUUUUGCAUCUGUACAUAUCCAUCGAAGACGUCCAGGUCUUUGCUGGCAUCGAGGGUCCGGAACGGUCCUCUGCCAUUUAUCCCAUCAUUCAGGACUGGGCCAAGGGUGAAUCAGCACGCAGGGCGGUUUGGCAUGCGGGCCAGAUCUUGCGAGCAGCCCGGCUGAUACCGAAAGAGCAGAUCCGGGAUUCGCUGGCUAUCAUGAUGUAUCACGCCAGCCUCGCCCUUUGGGUAUAUGGGGUUGCUUGUGAGGAUCAUCCAAGAGACACGCUUCGCGCACCGAGAUCCAGCUCAGGGAGGGAGGUACUGUUAGAUGGUACUGAUGGCGUUCAUGUGCAGCGAUUCAUGCAGCUCGGCAAUGGGGUACCAUGCAUCCAAAUCCCGUCCGCAGAUACUACGGCAUAUGCUUCAUCUAGUUCCAGCGUCCCAUUGGCAUGCCAUGAGAUGGUCAUGGAUACCGUGGUGGCCUACUUGCAUGCGAAUUACCCGGGUGAGGGGAGGCCACUCCUGGUAGAGGAAAUCAUACAGAUCAUGGUAGGACUACGCAACUCGGAUAAGACGCUUGUGGAUCGGUCCCUUGCAUGA
Clonostachys solani is the source of this 2388-nucleotide messenger RNA. The record is from the annotation of a GenBank genome assembly. Lineage: Eukaryota; Fungi; Ascomycota; Sordariomycetes; Hypocreales; Bionectriaceae.